CCGCGGCCACCGACACCGCGGCCACCGACAGCGCGGCCACCGACAGCGCGGACACCGCGGCCACCGACACCGCGGCCACCGACACCGCGGCCACCGACAGCGCGGCCACCGACACCGCGGCCACCGACAGCGCGGACACCGCGGCCACCGACACCGCGGCCACCGACAGCGCGGCCACCGACAGCGCGGCUACCGACAGCGCGGCCACCGACGCCACCGACACCGCGGCCACCGACAGCGCGGCUACCGACAGCGCGGCCACCGACGCCACCGACAGCGCGGCCACCGACGCCACCGACAGCGCGGCCACCGACAGCGCGGCCACCGACAGCUCGGCCACCGACACCGCGGCCACCGACAGCGCGGCCACCGACAGCGCGGCCACCGACGCCACCGACAGCGCGGCCACCGACGCCACCGACAGCGCGGCCACCGACAGCGCGGCCACCGACACCGCGGCCACCGACACCGCGGCCACCGACAGCGCGGCCACCGACACCGCGGCCACCGACAGCGCGGCCACCGACACCGCGGCCACCGACAGCGCGGCCACCGACAGCGCGGCCACCGACACCGCGGCCACCGACACCGCGGCCACCGACAGCGCGGCCACCGACACCGCGGCCACCGACAGCGCGGCCACCGACACCGCGGCCACCGACAGCGCGGCCACCGACAGCGCGGCCACCGACAGCGCGGCUACCGACAGCGCGGCCACCGACGCCACCGACAGCGAGGCCACCACUGACGGCACAGACGCCACCACUGACGGCACCGACAGCGAGGCCACCACUGACGGCACAGACGCCACCACUGACGGCACAGACGCCACCACUGACGGCACCGACAGCGAGGCCACCACUGACGGCACAGACGCCACCACUGACGGCACCGACAGCGAGGCCACCACUGACGGCACAGACGCCACCACUGAUGGCACCGACAGCGAGGCCACCACUGACGGCACAGACCCCACAGGCACCAUGGAUGAAGUCUCAGUGACUGAAACAACUGCUGAAGUGGCAAUCCGAAGAUCAGGAGAGACAGCUGUGGCAGCAUCCGCAACUGCUGCAUCAGCCGCAGCAUCGUUGGCAAGCUCGGCUACGGCAGCAGCGGCUGCAGUUUCAGGAGGAUUCCCCCAAGCGGAA
Phyllopteryx taeniolatus (common seadragon) is the source of this 1148-nucleotide messenger RNA. RefSeq lists its product as uncharacterized. The annotation marks the transcript as partial. The transcript has a single exon. The record is from RefSeq and is a predicted model, not a curated record. NCBI's taxonomy places the organism in Eukaryota, Metazoa, Chordata, Actinopteri, Syngnathiformes, Syngnathidae.